Messenger RNA from Rubroshorea leprosula, 1251 nucleotides. Lineage: Eukaryota; Viridiplantae; Streptophyta; Magnoliopsida; Malvales; Dipterocarpaceae. The record is from the annotation of a GenBank genome assembly.
UUUUCACAUAAAUCUCACUUCCUCCGCCGAAAUUGCUGCUGAUUUUCGGAACAGUUGUGAUAGCAGCAACAUCACUAGCAGUACCUACGAGGACAACCUCAAUCUUCUCUUCUCCAAACUCGUCGAUCAGGAUUUCAAUCAGGGGUUCUAUAAUGUGUCCGUUGGCCAGAGCCCUGACCAGGUCAACGCAAUUGCACUCUGCAGGGGAGACAAAAAGGAGGACAUCUGCAGAAGUUGCCUGAAAAACACCACCGAAGCGCUCCAACAAAACUGUACCAACAAAAAAGAAGCAAUCGGGUGGUCGGAAUUCUGUACUUUACGCUACUCAAACCGAUCAAUAUACGGAGUUAUGGAAACUGAUCCUUUGGGUGAAAUAUGGAGUCUGAAUAAUGAAACUGAUGCUGAUGGUUUUUACCGGAACUUGAGUUUCUUAUUGAAAAAUUUAAGCAACAGCGCGGCUACCGGAGGUCCUACGCUCAAGUAUGCAGCCGGUGUAACGAAGGUCUCGGUUUCUCCUUCAGGAAUUUACGCCCUAGUGCAGUGUACCCCGGAUCUGUCCAAACAAAAUUGCAGCGAUUGUCUAGAGAAGGCCAUGGCCGAUGAAAGGAUGAAAAAUUACUGCUAUAAUAGAUCCGGAUGCAGAAUUCUGCAACCCAGCUGUAACUUAAGAUACGAGAUUGGCCAAUUUUUUGACGGUGAAUAUGUUACCGUAGAUGCACCGUCUUCACCUCCUCCACCAGAAGGAAAUGAAAACAACCCGAACGAAAAAAGCGGCGUUGCAGCAGAAGGAAGCAACACAACAAGGACAAUCAUCAUUUCCGUAGUUACUUCAGUCAUUGCUUCGCUGUUUGGCAGUCUGUCGCUCAUCCUUUGUAUUUAGAUAAUUUUAAGAUGCCAAAAGGAAAAGAAAAUUGUUGAAAGAAAGUAAUACUAGGUUUCCAUUCCUUCUGCUGUAGAACGUGAUUAAUAUUACUCCCAUGUGUUGCAUUUGGUAGCUGUAGGAUUAAAUGAUUAAGGCCGAGCAUUUGCAAUAUGACUUUGGCACUGUCCGGACAGCAAAUAACUUCAGAGAAGAAAAUAAGCUCGCACAACCUUGAUGGAAAUGCAAGCCACCCUAGUUUUAUGUGCUUGAUGUUUUUCAGUUUGGUGUUCUCCGGUCCUUCUUUCAAUUUGAUGGGCUCUGUUGUUUUUGAGCUUUUUGCUGAGAAUGUAACUCUGGCACCAUCAUUCUAAUAAAAAUUUUCAUUUGUU